ACCUUCUCACUCCUCCAUUCUUCCCCAAGGAUUCAUCCAAGACAGUGCAAAACUCAACAAUGGCUACAAAUCCACUUCCACCAAACUUCGGUGCCAGCAUUGGACAAUUAGUCCGGGACUCGCUCCAGGCCGCAGGCAUCGGUGGAGGAGGGCAACCAUCUCAAGGUCAACCUCAACCUCAAUCUGGCGCGGCCCCACCCCCAAAUCCUUCCCCCAGAGGGGCAACAACUACCCGUAAUGGUACUGAUGGAAGAGGAGGUCAUCGUUUCGAACAAUGCACUGGCGACAUCACGGUCACCACCGAGGUCAUUGGUACGAAACCGUUAACACCGGCAGAAGAGGCGCGCGCACGUCGCGGCGCAGAGCAUCUUUUGCGCCACGAAUCGGCGGAAACUAUAGAUAUGACGGAUGAACAGUUACAACGACUCGUAUUGUUGAAGAAGUUGAGGAGUUUGAGGGAAAAGAGGCGCCGGAUGGAGGAAGCCCGACAGGGGGAAGGGGUUGAUGACAUGGUUAUCAUCUGAUUGACGACUAUACAUACAUAAUUUGAAGGGGGAUGACGAUAAACAAUUAAUAUUUUGUUAUGUCGUUAGAUAAAUUUUUUUCACAAUUUUCAUUACAAAUUAUAAGUACAUUUUCAAAAAAUUAUGUAUUCAA
This is a messenger RNA of Folsomia candida, 657 nucleotides long. RefSeq lists its product as uncharacterized. The transcript has 2 exons. The record is from RefSeq and is a predicted model, not a curated record. The coding region runs from base 60 to 524 and encodes 154 amino acids. NCBI's taxonomy places the organism in Eukaryota, Metazoa, Arthropoda, Collembola, Entomobryomorpha, Isotomidae.